GAUGGAAAUUGCAUAAUUUGAAAAUACAAAAUGUGUAGUUAACAUCAACCAUGUUUAUUUGGAGAAAAUGCAUAUUUACUUUUUUGCGAAAUUCGUUUGCUACUUGAAGCUACACUGAAACUACAAAGUAUAAACGCAAAUGUAAUUAAACAAGUUGACAGUUGCAAAACUUCUCCCGUACAGUAGCGAAGAAACAUUAAAACAAAUCCCAAGUGAUAAACAAACAGAAGUUUGCUGUGUUUUUCUUCCUCAACAUGGAUCGUCUAGAACCCACGUCGCAGGAUGAUCGUAGGCUGUGGCUUGGAAAUUUGGACAGUCGAAUCACCGAGUAUCAAUUACUGAAAAUCGUGCAAAAAUACGGUAAAAUUGAAAAGUUCGACAUGCUGUUCCAUCGGUCCGGACCGUUAGCGGGCUAUCCGAGGGGUUACGCCUUCGUUACGUAUGAGAACCAUAAGGAUUCGGAAGCCGCAUUGCACCGUUUGGAUGGCAAGCUGGUCGGUGAGAAAACGAUUGUCGUCCGAUGGGCUAAGCAUGUCAACCGCGAGGAGGGUGAUAGAACGAAACCAAAAAUCGAGAUACCCUGUCUGGCGGGUGGCUCCAAAGGUGGAACCAAUGGCCCUUUAAGUCAGCAGACUAAGAUUCAAGCACUGGAAGCGAAGCUAAAGAUGUUGGAGAGCAGAUCCGACGAUCUGGUAAUCAACAAGUCGUCUACCUCUGAACGGCCCAUUAUCGAACGCUAUCAGUACAACAUUAAUCAACCCCAGCGGACAGAUCCGAAGAUGAAACGUUCGCAUCAUACGGCUGGCAGUGGACGGGGCGGAAGUCGAAACGCACCGUACAGAAAUUCGCAUCGUCACAAAUAGUGGACAAACGGAACGGUAACUAACAAUACUCAUAGAUUUUAAAUACUAGCUUUAAUACAAAUUGACCGAACUUACAACGGAAAAUGUGUUGCGAAAAACCAUGAAAAUAAACUAUGAAACUAAACAGAUUUA
This is a messenger RNA of Anopheles funestus (African malaria mosquito), 995 nucleotides long. RefSeq names its product probable RNA-binding protein 18. Gene Ontology annotation, molecular function: RNA binding. Lineage: Eukaryota; Metazoa; Arthropoda; Insecta; Diptera; Culicidae. The coding region runs from base 255 to 863 and encodes 202 amino acids. The transcript is spliced from 4 exons. The record is from RefSeq and is a predicted model, not a curated record.